Molecule: messenger RNA, 1778 nt
Organism: Oryza sativa Japonica Group (Japanese rice)
Lineage: Eukaryota; Viridiplantae; Streptophyta; Magnoliopsida; Poales; Poaceae
Product: chaperone protein dnaJ 10
Source: RefSeq, a predicted model, not a curated record
AAUAAACAAAAAGUUUAAUUCGCCGCCACGCGCUUUGCCGGAAAGCCCCAAAAGCCCGACCACCACUGCCGCCGCGCCGCCUCCUCCUCCUCCGCCUCCGCCGCCGCCGCCGCCCGCCGGCCAUCUCCGUCGAUCCACCGUCCGGCGAGCAGACAGCAGCCCGGCAGAUCUGCCCCCACCACGGGAUCGAAUCGGCGGGGGGAACCGAAUCGGGGAGCGCGGGAGGCGGGGAGCUUAGUUUGAGCUCGGUCGGCGGCGGCGGCGGCGGCCAUGGUGAAGGAGACGGGGUACUACGACGUGCUAGGGGUGAGCCCGACCGCCACCGAGUCCGAGAUCAAGAAGGCGUAUUACAUGAAGGCGCGGCAGGUCCAUCCGGAUAAGAACCCCAAUGACCCGAAAGCCGCGGAGAAUUUCCAGGCACUAGGAGAGGCAUACCAAGUUCUUAGUGACCCUACGCAGCGCCAAGCUUAUGACGCACAUGGGAAAUCUGGCAUCUCAACGGAAGGGAUAAUUGAUCCAGCAGCAAUUUUUGCAAUGCUAUUUGGUAGUGAGUUGUUUGAAGAUUAUAUUGGUCAACUGGCUAUGGCAUCAAUGGCUUCACUUGAUAAUUUCGGUGAAGAUGAACAUAUUGACACAAGGAGGUUGCACGAGAGAAUGCAGGCUGUUCAAAAGGAAAGGGAAGAGAAACUUGCAGAGACACUGAAAAACCGACUGCACAUUUACGUUCAAGGAAAUAAAGAGGAAUUUGUCCAGCUUGCUCAAGCUGAGGUGACCAGACUUAGCAAUGCAGCAUAUGGCACUGUUAUGUUAAACACUAUCGGCUAUGUAUAUUCGAGACAAGCUGCAAAAGAACUUGGGAAGAAAGCAAUAUUCUUGGGUGUUCCAUUUGUAGCUGAGUGGUUCAGAGACAAAGGCCAUUUCAUCAAAUCCCAAGUAACAGCUGCAGCAGGUGCAAUAGCUUUGAUGCAGUUGCAAGAAGACUUGAAGAAGUAUCUUAGUGCUGAAGGCCAUUACACAGAGGAGGAACUAGAAAUGUUCAUGCAAAACCACAAAAAGGUUAUGGUUGAUUCCUUGUGGAAGCUUAACGUUGCUGACAUAGAAGCCACCCUAUCACGAGUCUGUCAAAUGGUGCUUCAAGAUGGAAGCGUCAGGAGGGAGGAACUGCGUGCUCGUGCUAAAGGACUGAAAACAUUAGGCAAAAUUUUCCAGCGGGUUAAGCUCAACAAUGAUGAGGGGGAAGCAUCGGAUAUGAGGAAUAUAGAUAACAUGGAUGACAAUGACGGGAGCUCCCCCGAUACAUCACCAAGAAGGGAACCACCAUACAAUCCUAUCCCUAACCCUCCUCAUGCUCAGAGCCCAUAUGUGGAGGCCCCACAGUUUGGAGGAACCUAUUACCCAUUCAAUUUCCCAAUGCCAACAGCUCCACCUGGUGCGCAGAGGGAUCCAAUUCCAUGACACCAUUUAAGCUUGCAUGUGCUGUUGUUCUGUGCAAUAUUGCUGGUGAAAUACUAGAUCAUUUGUGUGAUGCAUCAUUUGUACCUGUAGUAGAGAACGGAGGUUUAGCUAUCCUUCGCACCAUUUAUUCGGUUGUACAAUCAGAGACUGGUCAGGUAGCAGCCGUGUACUGUUGUGUACAGUUGUUAACGCUCGUGUUGAGGCAGUAGUAGGUCAGCAUUGGUGUACAUGGUUUGGUGUUAAUCUGCGGCCUCGUUCCGUUUAGCUUGACGUGCAUCUUCUAUGGAAAAUGAAGCUGAGAAAUAAAAUCAUGUUUAUAGUUU